GCAACCGCUUCUUUCCAGGCGUGUCAUUCCCUUGCAUUCCUAGCAGCUACGAUGCCGACCUAUGACGAGAUGACCAUUGAGGCCGUCAAGGCCCUCAAAGAGAGGAAUGGCUCGUCCCUAUUUGCGAUCAAGAAGCACAUCACAGCCUCCUAUCCGAGCCUCACGUUCACCGCUCACUUUAUGAGGAGCGCCCUCAAGAAGGGCGUCGAGUCGGGCAAGUUUAUCAAGGUAAAAAACUCGUACAAGCUUAGCGCUUACCGCCAAGAACCCGCCGCCAAACCCCAAGAAGCCCAAAAAGAAGGUGGUGGAGAAAAAAAAAAACCCAAAGAAGCCGGUCAAGAAAAAGCCCGCCAAGAAGGCAAGCGGUUGGUAUCGUCCAAAAAGAAGGCUGUUCCCGCUGUGGACACCGACGAUGAAGGGUCGGGCGCCGAGGAGGACGAGCCAACCCCGAAGAAAAAGGUGGCGAAGAAAUCAGCAGUCGUCAAGUCUGCCAAGAAGAAGGUCAAGAAGAAGGAUGCCACCCCAAAGAAGAAGACCUCCACCCCGUCCAAGGAUAAGGCUUCCACGCCCAAGAAAAAGAAAGCGGCCACAAAGAAGAAGCCAUCGUCGGCCGUGAAGAAGAGCCCAGCAGCGAAAAAGAAAAAGAAACCCGCCGCGGCCAAGAAGACUGCCACCAAAAAGAAGCUCGUCACCAAGAAGAAGGCUGCUCCCGACAAGAAGAGGAAUGCUUCUUCCGCCAAAAAGAAGACGAUCGCCAAGGACACGAAGGCCGCCCCGGAAGCGACGGCAGCACCUGACUCUCCCGCCGCCUCUCCGGCACCGUCUUCCCCCGCCACCACCUCUCGUUCUCCAUCCCUUUCCCUCUCCAAUGGCGCGUCGCCCACGACAAGUGCCUCUCCUGAGGCGGCACCAUGACGACGUUGACUCGAGAUGGUUUGCCUUUCCGUUACAACUCCCCCGCCCUGCGACGCUUCCUCAAAAGACUGGUGGCGGCGUAUUCCCAGCUAGCUCCCUUGUUUGGUUGCGGCAUUCAAAUCGAUUGCAUUGACAUGUCAAAGAGACGGUAUUCUUCAUUCCGCUCUGGAAGGUGUGUGCCCACACCCGUAGAACUUUAGCCCUGGUUGUUGUAGAUGAAAACCUCUCUGAGCGUGAAAAUUCCCGACACCUGCCGGCCAGUGCGUGUUCAUUGGAGUUCUUUCAGCCUUGGUGCCGGACCUUUUUGUCCGCCGGACAAGAGGGCUUGGUAUAUUAGAUGGUAUCUCGCAGAUGCGGGGAGCUACUGCUGAAAGGCCUCUCUCGAAGAUCGAUCUCGUGGAGACAGACGAUUUCGUACGUGAGGAGUUGUACAGAAGCGCGACACUGGUGGUGCUUAUCCUACACCAUAAUGCUGCUUCUACUUGUACCAAAUGACAAGUUGGGACAGAAGUAGUUUCGGGUGUUGGAAAUCUGGGUUGAAGGCCUUGGGUUGCUCCCCGCGAGCUCCGGUUGAUCAACGCCGCCGUGCAAGACGCUUGCAUGCGAAUUCUGUACUCACUGAUGCCGCCGCCGCCGCCUGAGGUUGAUAGAGAUGUUGCUGGUUGUAUGAGAUGGGUGAGGUUUCACAACCGGAUUAAUGUCUGACUCAGUA
This is a messenger RNA of Ectocarpus siliculosus, 1627 nucleotides long. The record is from the annotation of a GenBank genome assembly. NCBI's taxonomy places the organism in Eukaryota, Phaeophyceae, Ectocarpales, Ectocarpaceae.